This is a messenger RNA of Prunus avium (sweet cherry), 1762 nucleotides long. RefSeq names its product putative pectate lyase 8. NCBI's taxonomy places the organism in Eukaryota, Viridiplantae, Streptophyta, Magnoliopsida, Rosales, Rosaceae. Gene Ontology annotation, molecular function: pectate lyase activity. The record is from RefSeq and is a predicted model, not a curated record.
GACGGCGCCAUGACAACUUUUCUUUGACUCCAUUUUCCUUCUUCCUCCAUAUUUUCCUCUCUGCAAUUUUCAGAAGCAGAGUGAGAGAGAGAGAGACAUUGUUUCUCUGUGAGAUAUAUACAUAGAUACAGAAAGAGAAUGAGAGCUAGGUCUUCGGCAACAAUGGGGGUCUCUCUGAGCUUGUUUUCAUUACUUUCAACAAUGGUGCUUCUUCUAGCUCUGCUUGUGAGCGCAGAGAAUGAAAAGCUUGUAAAUUCAAGGUUCGUCGGAACAGAGGAGUUACAGAGCUCCAAGAAUUCAUCAAUGGCAGACUGGUCUGACGAGGCUUUGAAUGAGCAUGCAGUGGAUAAUCCAGAUGAGAUUGCCUCUAUGGUUGAAAUGAGCAUUCGGAAUAGCACGGAGAGGAGAAAUUUGGGAUAUUUUUCAUGCGCAACGGGGAACCCAGUUGAUGAUUGUUGGAGAUGUGACCCCCAUUGGCAACUCCACCGCAAGCGCCUAGCCAACUGCGGCAUUGGGUUCGGGCGCAAUGCUGUGGGCGGCCGUGACGGCAAGUACUACGUCGUGAACAACCCUCGCGAUGACGACCCGAUCAACCCUAGGCCCGGAACCCUCCGCCACGCGGUCAUCCAAGACCAGCCGUUGUGGAUUGUGUUCAAGCGUGACAUGGUGAUCACGCUAAAGCAAGAACUCAUCAUGAACAGCUUCAAGACCAUUGAUGGGCGUGGGGUCAAUGUCCACAUUGCAUAUGGCGCCUGCAUCACCGUUCAAUUCAUAACCAACGUCAUCAUCCACGGGCUGCACAUCCACGAUUGCAAGCCCACAGGAAAUGCCAUGGUCCGGAGCUCACCGAGUCAUUAUGGAUGGAGGACAAUUGCUGAUGGGGAUGGGAUUUCCAUUUUUGGGUCCAGCCACAUUUGGAUAGACCAUAAUUCUCUCUCCAAUUGUGCUGAUGGGCUUAUUGAUGCUAUAAUGGGCUCAACUGCAAUUACCAUCUCCAACAAUUACUUUACCCACCAUAAUGAGGUUAUGUUAUUGGGUCACAGUGACUCUUACACAAGGGACAAGCUAAUGCAAGUGACCAUUGCCUACAAUCAUUUUGGUGAGGGGCUAAUUCAAAGGAUGCCAAGGUGUCGGCACGGGUAUUUCCAUGUGGUGAACAAUGACUACACACACUGGGAAAUGUAUGCCAUCGGUGGAAGUGCUGAACCCACCAUUAAUAGCCAGGGCAACAGAUAUCUGGCUCCCAACAAUGCCUUUGCCAAGGAGGUGACACAUAGAGUUGAAACAAAUAACAACUGGAAGCACUGGAACUGGAGAUCAGAAGGAGACCUGCUGCUCAAUGGAGCCUAUUUCAUUGCAUCAGGAGCUGGAGCUGCAGGCAGCUAUGCCAGGGCCUCAAGCUUAGGGGCCAAGUCAUCUUCCAUGGUUGGCACCAUCACAGCUGGUGCUGGUGUUCUUAGUUGCAGGAGGGGUUACCAAUGUUAAUUAUCAAUCCCAUGAAAAAGAAACAGAAAAAAAGAAGGAAGAAACAAGAAAAGAAGGAAGAAAAGAAAUUAUUACUCAUUCUUUCUUCCUUUAAUUAUUGGUGAGUUUGCAGCCAUUAUGUUUACAUCCCUCCCCCACCCUAUUUGUCCCCCAAUCCAAUAUUUGAAAAAGUGUACAUUUUUUUUCUUCUCUAUUCUAGUGAUCACAUUUCUACCUUUUUGUACUCUGUUUUCUUUGGUCCAUAUAAAUGAACUUUAGUCAAUUAAUGUGUGAUGCA